GAGCACCCACGCGGGCGGUGGACUCGGGAUUUCUGGGUAUCAUGUUGACAGCGUCUGUUGAAGUCAAAUGCGGGGGUUAAGGUGACCCUUGAGGGAGGCUAGAGGAAAUGAUGGUAAACCCUGAAAAGGCAUGACAUGUCCAGAUCUCCAAGGUUUUUUUAGAAAAGAGGGAAAGCGCCACGGUCAACCCCCUAUUACGCCAAGUAAUCCGCGAGUUCCCAGCCCCACCCCUGCAGCAGCGAUGCAAAGAGGACAAAUCACCGACGUAGGGAGGGGGAAAAAAGAAAACCCCCAGGGAAGAGGGAAGGGAGGCAGCGAGUGUAGGCACCGAGCAGUCUCCAACCACUGAGGCGAGAGGGAACGCGAUCUGGGGAAACAAACUCCGCAUCAAUAAUUUGAGUUUGGAGCCCAGUGCUUUCAGAGAUUCGGAGCGCACCUCCCCAGCUUCGCCCGAGUUGAGACAGGGCAGCGCAGGCAAAGGGGCGGGCAAUUCGACCGAGAGCGGCAGAACUGGCUGGUGGCACACGCUGCGCCGGGAGACACCCGCAAGAGAGCGAGCAGAGCCCGGCUCGCGGUGAGCGCUACAAGGAGGGAGCGCACCGCGCGAGCAGGCGGGAAGGGAGCGGGCCUCCGCCGAGGCCGAGGAAGCGCUGCAUGGACAGCAUGAGUUUCUCCGGGAGCCCCGGCGCGGGGCCCGCGGGGAACUCCAGCCCAUGGUGGCCUCUGGCCGCCAGCGGUGCCAACACCAGCUGGGAAGCGGAGGCGCUCGGGAAAGAUGACAGCCCGCUGGCGGACGAGCGCAACGAGGAGCUGGCCAAGCUGGAGGUCGCCGUGCUGGCCGUGAUUUUCGUGGUGGCCGUGCUGGGUAACAGCAGUGUGCUCCUGGCGCUGCACCGCACGCCUCGCAAGAUGUCCCGCAUGCACCUCUUUAUCCGCCACCUCAGCCUGGCCGACCUGGCCGUCGCUCUCUUCCAGGUGCUGCCUCAGCUGUGCUGGGACAUCACCUACCGUUUCCGCGGACCCGACGGGCUCUGCCGCGUGGUGAAGCACCUGCAGGUGUUCGCCAUGUUCGCAUCGGCUUACAUGCUGGUGGUCAUGACCGCCGACCGCUACAUCGCCGUGUGCCACCCGCUGAAGACGCUGCAGCAGCCGGCGCGCCGCUCGCGCCUCAUGAUCGCUGCCGCCUGGGUGCUGAGCUUCGUGCUGAGCACUCCACAGUACUUCGUCUUCUCCGUGGUCGAAGUGAGCAACGUCACCAAGGCCUACGACUGCUGGGCCAAUUUCAUCCAGCCCUGGGGUCUCCCCGCCUACGUGACCUGGAUGACCGGCAGCAUCUUCGUGGCGCCCGUGGUCAGCCUGGGCACCUGCUACGGCUUCAUCUGCUACCACAUCUGGCGCAACGUCCGCGGAAAGACUGCGGUGCGCCAGGGCAAGGGCGCCCGCGCGGAGGGCGCAGGUGGCGCCUUCCACCAGGAGCUCCUGCUCGCGCCGUGUGUCAGCAGCGUGAAGACAAUUUCCCGCGCCAAGAUCCGCACGGUGAAGAUGACCUUCGUGAUCGUGACGGCUUACAUCGUUUGCUGGGCGCCCUUCUUCAUCAUCCAGAUGUGGUCUGUCUGGGAUAAGAAUUUCCCCUGGGUCGAGUCGGAAAACCCGGCCACCACCAUCACUGCAUUACUGGCUUCCUUGAAUAGUUGCUGCAAUCCCUGGAUAUACAUGUUUUUUAGUGGCCAUCUCCUGCAAGACUGUAUCCAAAGCUUCCCAUGCUGCCAAAACAUGAAACAAAUAUUCAACAAAGAUGAUUCUGACAGUAUGAGCAGAAAACAGACUUCCUUCACUAACAACCGAAGCCCCACAAAUAGGACCGGCGUGUGGAAGGACUCAGCUAAAUCUUCCAAGUCCAUCCAAUUCAUUCCUGUUUCAUCCUGAGCAUGCAGCCUGACUCCUGUAACGGACUUUUCAGCCCACUGACUGAAUCCAGCUAGAAAUUAUUAGAACAAAUAUAAGAUAAAUCAAUCUGUUGAGUACAAGACUGUGUUUCUAGUUGCAUUUUCACAUUGCUACAAGCAAAAGCUAUGAAUUGUUUUAUACGGAAUGUUAAUAAAAACAUGCCACACUAAAAUCUGCAGACCUAACCCAGAAAUAACAGAAGUCAUAUUUCUAAAGGAAAAAGCAUAACCACCUGGCUUUAUAUUUUGCUGUGGGUUUCUUUUCUUUUUAUUUCUGACAUAACUAAGGUUUGGUUGGUUUAGAAGUCGUAUAAUGUAGGGGCAUUAUUUCUGAACAAAGUAAGCUCAUCAGCAGCCUUAGGAUUUGAAAGGAAUUAGAAGAGACGUCAGAGAAAUUAUGUUUCCGUCCAGUAAAAUUAAUUUAUGUAUCAGAAAAUGCAGUCUCAAACCGUGGCCUGGAGUGGGAUGGUGCCUUGAAGAGGCAUGAGAGCUUGAGGUAUAUUGAGUAGGGGGUGCCUGUUGCAGAGUGGAAAGAGGAAAGUUCUGUUAGAAGCUAUAAAUCACCUCCAUUUCAAAACAGUAACUUUAAAACUGGCAGUUCCCUCCUUUGGUUCCUCAUGUUUCAUUGGUUGUCAAAAGCAUGAUUACCAAGAUGCUGAAGGUUAGAGAAAAUGUUGUCAACUGGCCGAUAAUAUCUUUUUCUUCCCACUGCAAAGUUGCUUUAAGGUCAGAUUUGUAUGAAAAAUAUGCAAUUUUAUUAGAAGAGUAGAAAGUAGAUUGCCUAAGGUAUUAUGUAGGCUUUCUCUAGAAGAUUGUAAGCAUGUUUUGACCAGCGUUAUAAGGUAUCCUGUGCUAUACUGGAUAUUAACACCAUCAUUACUUCAUGUCUGAGGAAUCCAGAUUCAUAGAUACGAGUCUCCUAAAGAAUGACUCAGGAUACUGAAUGUUCCCUCAUGUUUAAUUAAAAAUAACUUGGUCCUUCCUUCUGAUCACCCACCCGUCGAACAGUCUCACAGUGGAGGAGAAGCAGGGCUGGGCAGGAAGAGGGCGGGGAAAUAGAAAGAAAACUGCUCUGCAUCUAGUCUGGCUUCCUUCGUUAUUAAGUGCAUGACUUUAGGGAAAUGGCUUAAAAAGACAUAAAGCCUCCAUUUCCUAGGCUGUACAAUGGCGUUGAUAACAUUUACCUCACAGGGUCGUUGUAAGGAUGAAAUGAAAUCAAGCGUGUGAAAAGAUCUUCCUAAACUGUCAAGUGCUGUAUGAGUGUUAGCUCUUGCUUUUAUUACAGUCUUUUGCCCAGGCGGCGGGGGUGGGGGUGGGGGGUCUUCAAAACUUCACAGCUUUUUCCUGUUUGCUUUUCAUUAACCAGAAUGUGUUGGUUUCAUGUCUGGCAUACAAAAUCCUAAAAUUUAAAUAUAGCUCUGCUGAUUAAUCGGAAAGCAUCCCAACGGCCACUGUUAAGUCUAACUGCUGCCUAACCAAAGCUUUCCUAUUUAAAGAGAGAAUUUGCUUUCCUUUGACUGCAGGUAAAUUGAAGCCAGCCAAGAGCAUCAACUUCUUUCAUUUCUAAACAGAGGUAAAUUACAACACUACUGGCUGUUGUUAUUGCAUUUUUCAUUAAUGGAACUCAGUGGGGUUUUUUGAGCUAUUCUGUCUGGCUCCUUUUCCUUCUUAGAGACCUUGCAAUGAUUUGAGGAUACAUCAUAAAUACUUCGCAUCCCUUAGAGGAAGUAAUAGCUAUUUUAAUAGCAUUAUUGUUUUUUUUUUAACUUUGUCGAUAAGAAACUGAGCACUGAAUGGCACUAUGAGAACCUGGAACCAUCAACCUCACUCCUCUUCAUUCUCUUGCCUUUCCAAAUUCUCAGGCCUUUUUCUCCCUGGAUUUAUAUGCCUAAAAAAAAAAGUUUCCAAAUGUUUUAUA
Molecule: messenger RNA, 3864 nt
Organism: Orcinus orca (killer whale)
Lineage: Eukaryota; Metazoa; Chordata; Mammalia; Artiodactyla; Delphinidae
Gene: AVPR1A
Product: arginine vasopressin receptor 1A
Exons: 2
Coding region: 655-1926 (423 amino acids)
Biological process (GO): positive regulation of vasoconstriction; G protein-coupled receptor signaling pathway; regulation of systemic arterial blood pressure by vasopressin
Cellular component (GO): membrane
Molecular function (GO): vasopressin receptor activity; peptide binding
Source: RefSeq, a predicted model, not a curated record